Messenger RNA from Mucor mucedo, 1739 nucleotides. RefSeq names its product SPT2 chromatin protein-domain-containing protein. The transcript is spliced from 5 exons. The record is from RefSeq and is a predicted model, not a curated record. Bases 263 to 1591 code for a protein of 442 amino acids. Gene Ontology annotation, molecular function: DNA binding; histone binding. Lineage: Eukaryota; Fungi; Mucoromycota; Mucoromycetes; Mucorales; Mucoraceae. Gene Ontology annotation, cellular component: nucleolus. Gene Ontology annotation, biological process: nucleosome assembly; regulation of DNA-templated transcription.
UGGAGCCACUGUCAAGUGUAACAUUGGAUAUGAUUGGUCCUAAAACAACCAAUGAUUUCACACAAAGUACGCUCAGCACUUGAUUGGACACUUUCUCAUCCGUGACGUUUUCAUCAGCAACAACCAAAAAAAAAAAUAUUCCUUAAUGGUGUGCAUAUUUUUUCUUUCUUUUUUUUUUCCAUUCCAAUUGAUCUAAAAAAACAUCAUCUAUUAAACACUAUAACCCUUUCUUUAAAAACACAUUGAAUAAAUUCUAAACUGGAUGCGAAUGUUAAAAGGCGAAUCAAACGCAUUGAACUUUGAGCAAUUGAUGGCGCAAGCUACGCAAGUAGCAAAACAACAAGAUGCAUCAUUGCACGAAAGAGCUCGUCAGAAACGACGUGAGGACGAUGAAAGAAGACGUCGAGAGGAAAAGGCCGCUAGAGAAAGAGAGGACGCUCAAGCCUUGCUCGAUCGAAAGCGUGAAUUACAAGAAAAGAAACAAAAACUCGAUCAAUCCAGUCGAAAGGCUAUCGAUAAAAGGCGUCACCCUACAGACCCUAAACCACGUACCACUCACCCUAGCCAUACCAAGUCGACUGUAACUCAACGCAAGUCAACCAACCUGGCCAGUUUCUUUCCAGAGAAAAAGAAACCUGUUCACAUGUCGUUUGAUGAACUAAUGAAAAAGGCAAAAGAACAAUCGUUAAGUAAAGGAGGAAAACAAGAACCUAAAGCACCCGUACCACCUAAAAAAUAUGCCGCUCACGACUCAAAACCCAAUGAUAAUACCCCUACUUUAUAUCAUCGAUUAAAACGACCUGAACUCGCCAAACCCACUAUCACAUCAACAACAGACAUGUCUGCUAGGGAACGUGGAAAAUUACUUAUUGCUGAACCUCCCAAAAAGCUCAACUUACAAAAGAGGGAUCGUCGAACUAUUGCCGAUGUUCAACGAGAGAUUCGUCAUAACAAGGGCAUUUAUUCAGAUGACGAGGAUCGUCCCAGAAGUAGUCAUUCCGUCGACCCUAGAUUAAUGAACAAAAAUAACAACAACAACAACAACAAUAAUAAUAAUAAUAAUAGACCAUCACAACAUAGUAACAGAAAAAGACCUUUGUCUCCGCCACCACCCUCCUCCUCCUCGAAUCGUGCUUUCAAUAAGAAACCUUUACCCACCCACAACACGAUCGAUCGAAGACCGCCUAAUCAUCCUUCCUCGGGUGGGGUACGUCGUAUGCCGUUCUCGGGUAAACCUUUGGAUUCUGCUUCACGUAGACCUUUACCUCCACCCAGAAGAAGACAUCGUGAUGAGGAUGAAGAAUUGGAUGAAGAAUUAGCUUCUUUUAUUGUAGAUGAUGAGGAUGAAUACGAUGAUCCUCGUUAUGCUAGGGAACCUCGUAGGAAUAGUUAUUCGGAUGAAAUUAGUAAAAUAUUCAGAUACGAUAAAAGCAGAUAUGCUAAUGAUCCUGUUUAUUCGGAUGAUGAUAUGGAGGCAGGUGCAAGUGAUGUAUUACGUGAAGAAAAACGAAGUGAACGUCUUGGUAGACGUGAAGAUUUACUUGAGGAACAACGAGAAUUGGAAAGGUUAAAAAAGAGAAAGAAGGCCUAAAAAAAAAAAAUAACAACCAUGCCAACAUGGGGGAGGUUUUUUUUUUUUAAAGCGUGUAAAUAAAAAAAAGAAAAGAAAAAAAAAUCCUCACUCCCCCCACUUUGUAUUAAACUUUUUUUUUUUUCAUUGUUUCAUUUUGUACAACAUC